Messenger RNA from Nerophis ophidion (straightnose pipefish), 1107 nucleotides. RefSeq names its product dnaJ homolog subfamily C member 30, mitochondrial-like. NCBI's taxonomy places the organism in Eukaryota, Metazoa, Chordata, Actinopteri, Syngnathiformes, Syngnathidae. The transcript is spliced from 2 exons. The coding region runs from base 45 to 884 and encodes 279 amino acids. The record is from RefSeq and is a predicted model, not a curated record.
CCUCGGCGGAAGUUGUGAUCGUCUUCCGUCUCCGCCAUGGCAAAAUGGCAGAGGUCGCCCAGAAAGUUUGCCGGUUGUCCAGCUUGAGAUACAGCCAGGGUCGGCCGGUCCGCCACGUGGAAGGUUCUGGAACUCGAUUCAGAGGAGCCACUUCAGGUCAUCUUAACAGGACUUCCUGGAUCAGAGGAGCCAUUUCCGGUCAUCUUAACAGGACUUCCUGGAUCAGAGGAGCCAUUUCCGGUCAUCUUAACAGCAUCAGGAGUGCUCAGCCGCACAGAACCUUCUGCAGCGUCAUCUUCAUCCGAGUAAAGCAGGAGUCAGAAAGACCACAAUGGUGCUCAUCUCCAUCCAGAAGCUACAGCAAGACGAGCGACAGCAGCCGCUACAGGAACAGGACGGCCUAUUACGACAUCCUGAAAGUCUCCCCCAACGCCACACAGGCGCAGAUCAAGACGGCCUACUACAAGCAGUGCCUGGUCCACCAUCCGGACAAAAACCCCGGCGACCAAGAGUCCGUCCAACGCUUCUCUGAGAUCAGCGAGGCCUACAGCGUGCUGGGCGACCCCGCCCUGAAGAGGAAGUACGACCUGGGCUUCCGGAGCACGUCAGACGUCCAGGGUCCGGGACCGCCGGCUUCCACAGACACCCCCAAAUCUAAGGCCUAUUACCAAACCGGAGCAAAGCCCAUGUUUGAUUUUGACGCCUUUUACCAGGCGCACUAUGGCGAGCAGCUGCAGAAGCAGCGAGAGAUGCAAGAAAGGAAGAAGCGAAUGGAGGAGCUGUUGAAGAAGAGGGACAAGCAGCGGCAGCGGCGCAGCGCGGUGGAGAUGGUGAUGCUCAUGUUGAUAUUUACAGUGGGAGUCCUGGUUUCAAACCUCAAGUGAAAGCCCUGAGAGAAAAGACAUGUCAGGACAGGAGUGGGCCUGUCUGGAUUUAAAACACUUUAUGCAAACAAACGUGACACAAAACAAACAUGUUGGCCAUGUAAGAGAGUACAACUAUCAUCAGUGACUCCCACUCAUGAUUGUCAGAUUUUAGUUUCUUUUAAUUUCCUCCCUUGAAUCGAAAAAAGGUGCUGUAAACAUUAUUAAAAUCUAUCAAAGUGUU